Molecule: messenger RNA, 364 nt
Organism: Beta vulgaris subsp. vulgaris (sugar beet)
Lineage: Eukaryota; Viridiplantae; Streptophyta; Magnoliopsida; Caryophyllales; Amaranthaceae
Exons: 2
Coding region: 11-364 (117 amino acids)
Source: RefSeq, a predicted model, not a curated record
GAUAGAUGCUAUGGUUCAAGAAAGGUUAAUGGCUUAUGCGACGCAGUUAGGUAUUCCAGUACCGACUCCUUCCACUCCAGUCGUUCCUAGUAGCUGUCAAUCGGGGGGCAAUGAUCCAUUUGCGGACUUGCAGAGUCAAGUUCCAUGUCGCUUGGCAAUAGCGGAUGUCUCGGGACCGAUCAUUGUAGCUGAGGGUACCGUUCAUCCACGACAGGAGCCAUCGUCACACGCUACGACUGCCAUGAGAGUGAGUGUUGAUGAGUUUUAUGCGGAUUACGCAGAUGUUCCAGUUCCACUCUCUACUCCAUUCAUCACGAAACUCAGUCAAGCCGAGGGUUCUGUCAUAGAAUGGCCAAAGAGUUGA